AAACGAGUCAAUGUAGACAUGGCAUUAGUGAACCCUUCCCCUUUUUUUUUAUUUUACUUGCCAAAUAAAACAAGCCUGUGGUAGUGGCAAUAGUUUCAGCGACCGGUGUUUCUUUUUUUGUCUUAUAGAGUCUAUAAACAGAGCGGGGGAGCAGAUUUUGAGAAUAAACAAAUACAAAUUUGGAAAUUUGAAAAAUGUCUGAAAAUCCUUACCAAUCUUUGCUGCUCAACAUAGCAGAUCAUUUUGUUGAAAACAUUCCAACGCAUGAUACUUCGGAACAGUAUCGCAAUAUAACAACAUUGAUACGAAUACACAAUGACAAGCUGGCUAAAUUGGGCGAAUGUAGCUUUUCGUGCAAGCCCGAAAUAUGGUCGAAAUAUUUUCCUGCCUCUGAGGGAUACCAAAUUGUGGAACAUGCUUUUGAAUUGCUGAAUGAAACAUCAGAAGAGAAUCGGCAAGAUCUUUUGAAUGAAGCAAAAGCCUGGAAUUUCCCAGUGGCAAAAUUGGAGAUUGAACAAGAACGAUGCCACUUGCAUCUGCAAAGAAGUUGCAUUAUGAAAAGCCUGAUACAACAGGUCCUUUGCAGCACAAACAUGUUUGGUAACAUGCGAAAAACGCAAAAGCGAUUUGUCCGCUUGAAGCCUUUGCAAGAAUAUGGAUUAAGCUACCAGGAUAUUUCAUUUUAUAGAGCACAGAUUGUACAUCAAACUUUAAGGAGACUCUUGGUGCUUUCUCAGUGGCCCAUUGUUGACGAUUUAGCCGACUGUCAUCCGGUCAUGGACAUUAACGUUUUGAGUGUGGCUUCAAAGGUUUCCCAGGAAUUUGCACCGGAUGUCUCAGUGACCAUAAAAUGUGGCUUAGUAACUGAUCCCUUAAGAAAAGGACGUGUCUGCCAACUACCCACCGAGGAGUAUUUAAGUCUCCGUUCCAAUAACAUGUGUUUAAUGGCCUUACAUAAAUAUGGGGUACGUGUAAAACAGGACGCCCGUUUCUGUGCUUUAAUGAAGCGCUUGGGAAGUGCAGCUGUCACAGUUGACCUAUUGGAAGUGAGAAACUCAAGUCCUGUACAGAUAAUAAGAAAUGGUCAGGGAAGUACAAAGGGUGCUUCAUUUAUUCUCUACAAUUCCGCAAGAUUGGAGUCGUUGCUGAGGACAUUUGAAGAACGAAUUGAUAGGAGGAUCUACGACCCAGUGCCAGAAAUAAAUGAUAUCGAUUACAGUUUGUUAAAAGAAGAGGAGGAAUGGCAAAUGGCUUUUGCCUAUUUAGCUGGUUUUCCCGAUUUAAUUGACCGUUGCCUGGAACAGUUGGAUCGAGGUCUGUGCGCCACCCAUUUAAUUAUAAGAUUCCUAAAUGGAUUAGUGGCCGUAUUUAGCGUCUACUAUCGAAGAGUACGCAUUUUAACGGAAAAGCGUGAACAAUUGAUGCCUUACGUAUAUUCUCGUAUACUUCUCAUACGAGCUGUACGAGAAAUUCUCAAUAAAACUUUAUCCUUAUUAGAUAUAGAGCCAGUAGAGUUUAUGUGAAUUCACAAAUGUGUAGUUUUUUGUUUUAGUUUUGUUUACCAACCUCAAUGAAUUGUUGUCAUUACUUUUAAGUUGUUUUUUGUGUUUAAUUUAUUUUCAUUUAUUUUGUUGAUGCCUUAUGGAUAUGCUUGCAUACUUCCCAUACGAGCUGUAUGUGAAAUUCUCAAUAAAAAUGUAUCCUUAUUAAAUACAGAGCUGGUAAAGUUUAUAUAGAUUAAAAAAUGUUCUU
This is a messenger RNA of Stomoxys calcitrans (stable fly), 1752 nucleotides long. Its product is annotated as DALR anticodon-binding domain-containing protein 3. The transcript is spliced from 4 exons. The record is from RefSeq and is a predicted model, not a curated record. Lineage: Eukaryota; Metazoa; Arthropoda; Insecta; Diptera; Muscidae. Gene Ontology annotation, biological process: tRNA C3-cytosine methylation; arginyl-tRNA aminoacylation. The coding region runs from base 195 to 1523 and encodes 442 amino acids. Gene Ontology annotation, molecular function: tRNA binding; arginine-tRNA ligase activity; ATP binding.